UCCUAAUAUUGUCAACAAUACAGAAGUAACAAAUUCACAUCAAUAAAUUUGCACAUUCUCAAAAGGAUUUUUAUUUGGUUGCAUAGAAUGAAUUCAUUUCAUUUGGUUGCAUAUUUAUGAAGAAUUUACAAAGGGAAAAAGAAUCUAUAUAUUAAUAAUUUAUUUAAUGCUUCAUUUUAUAAUAGUUAUCGAGAAAACCAGAUGGAGCUACAGGAGUUACCCAGGUUGCUUUGCGUGUAGAAAAGAGACUUCAUCCAACAAUUGUUCGAUCUUCGAGAUGAAUCAUAAAUUCGUCCACAAGAAAUAUACCACAAGAUUCUUUAAUAUAUGUUAUUCAGAUUGCCAUUAAGAUCUUAAAAUGGGCAGUAUUCCACUCUUUGAUGGAGAAUGCUUACUUGUUCAUGUAUCCUCCCAGCAAGUCUGAAGAAUAAGGAUUACUUCUGAUUCUCUUCUGUGCCUGUCUGGAGUUAAGAGACAAAAACACGUGACUUGCGGCAAAUGGGGAACUCCUACUGGCCACUUAUGAACCGUUUGUAUUGAAAGAGGUGGCUAAUAGAUUACAACAUGGCCGGAAAAAGGAAGCCAGAGGGACCGGACAGUGCACGAUCAUGGGCGAUCGCGGCCGCUGCAUGUGUCAUCAACACCCUCUUGUCUGGAAUCAGCAGAGCGACCGGAUUGUUCUAUGUGGCCCUAAUAGAGACUUACGGCGUGUCCAGACUUCAAGCCAAUCUGCCCUUUACCAUGAGAAAUGCAAUCAGAAAUCUACUAGGUCCACUAGUAGGAGCCAUUGGUCAGCGUUACGGACCACGAGAUGUAACAAUUGUUGGUGGAAUCUUCGCCUCGCUUGGCAUCAUUUUGUGUACUUUUGCGCCAAGUGUCAUUUGGAUCACUAUUCUUUGGGGUGGAAUGCACGGAGUCGGUGUCGCUUUGGGAAAUACGCUCUUCCAAGUUAUAGUUACUCAAUACUUCGAGAAAUACCGCGCCACAGCUUCUGGUCUUGCUCUAUCCGGCGCUUGUCUGGGUUCAUUUAUCUUUCCUAUUCUUACUGAAUACAUGCUAGACACUCUGGGUCUGGCUGGCUCAUUUUUAGUGACAGGUGGUCUCGUCUUGCAUGUCUUACCCGCUGCCAUCAUGCUAAAAGAACCACCUUGGAUCCAAAGGGAUAUAAAAGAUAAAGAAAGAGAAAAAGUAGAAGCUAAGAAACAGCUUUCGAAUGUGUCCACGAUUUCUAAGAAGAUAUCUAAAUCGACUCAUUCCAUGUCUAUUAUACAAGAGGAUGAAACAUCUUCUGAUAAUCAGAAUGUUAGCGUUGUGAAAAGAAGUUCUUCCUCCAAUUCUAGUGCAUAUUAUGAAGACAAAGACAAAGAAUCAAAUUCUUCUCGUGAUGCAAACAAUACGACGUAUGGAAUAGACAAUCCUGGUUAUUCAGGGUCUAGUCUUGAGCUAAAUAAAAAGAAAUCAGAUCAGAAUCGAGAUGAAGUUGUACCAAGAGAAAGACUACGAACCAUUUCCAUAGGGGAAGUAAGCCUCACUAUUAAAAGUCCUCCACCAGAGCAUCAGCAAGAAACGUCCAUCUAUAAGGGCACGAUGAAACUUUUCCGAGACCCCAUGUUCCACAUGAUAAGCCUAUCCCUUGCAGCUUUUGCCAUGCUCUUCGACCCAGCCUUAACGGUCAUCGUCGAUUAUCUUAUGGACAAAGGCGUCACAGAAGAGUUCGCCAAAUACUUCAUCAGUAUGCUUUCUGUUGGAGACCUGCUGGGAAGACUGUGUUUCGGUUGGAUAACAGACAGGAACUACAUGUCAGUCUCCAAUUUCAUGAUGGUUAUUCAAAUUAUGCAGGGACUGUGUUUCCUUGCAAUGCCUUUAUUCAAUAGUUUUGACACACUGAUGGCAAUAAUGGUCAUCUAUGGAGUGAUGUCUGGGGCUAACUUAGUAAUGUAUCCAAUAUUGGUUGGAAAAUAUCUCCAGUCAGUGCAGUCAUUGGCCAUUGGUUUCAUAGCCUUCUUUAGUGGUUUACUAUCAUUUGCAGUUCCACCUCUGAUAGGUUAUUUCCGGGAUGAGGUGGGGUCUUAUGAUGGAAUGUUCUACAUAACCGGAGGUUUGUCUUCCGCAACAGGUUGCUUCUGGUUGUUAGAACCCUUAUUGCUGAAACUUCGAGAAAAACUGCAAAAGAAUGAUCCAGUACUUGUUAUUUCAUUGUAAACAUAAAAUUCAUUUUCUGUGUUUGUUUAUAAUUAUUCAUCAUCAACAUUAAAUAAUACACUUGUUUUAA
Argiope bruennichi is the source of this 2272-nucleotide messenger RNA. RefSeq names its product monocarboxylate transporter 5-like. The record is from RefSeq and is a predicted model, not a curated record. Gene Ontology annotation, molecular function: monocarboxylic acid transmembrane transporter activity. The transcript has 6 exons. Gene Ontology annotation, biological process: transmembrane transport. Bases 565 to 2202 code for a protein of 545 amino acids. Lineage: Eukaryota; Metazoa; Arthropoda; Arachnida; Araneae; Araneidae.